CGUGGAGACGCCGGACAUCUGCUGGGCCCAGGUGAGAAAGGCCCACCUGAGUCCUGGGUGAGAGUGUUCCUUGGUUCUUUGGGGCUAGAGGCCAGUGGUGGCAGAGUCUGCAUAGAACUAUGCUUCGUGGUGUUCUGGGAAAAACCUUUCGACUUAUUGGCUAUACUAUUCAGUAUGGCUGUAUAGCUCAUUGUGCUUUUGAAUACGUUGGUGGUGUUGUCAUGUGUUCUGGACCAUCAAUGGAACCUACAAUUCAAAAUUCAGAUAUUGUCUUUGCAGAAAAUCUUAGUCGACAUUUUUAUGGUAUCCAAAGAGGUGACAUUGUCAUUGCAAAAAGCCCGACUGAUCCAAAAUCAAACAUUUGUAAAAGAGUAAUUGGCUUGGAAGGAGACAAAAUCCUCACCAAUAGUCCAUCAGAUUUCUUUAAAAGCCAUAGUUAUGUGCCAACAGGUCACGUUUGGUUAGAAGGUGAUAAUCUACAGAAUUCUACAGAUUCCAGGUAUUAUGGACCUAUUCCAUAUGGACUAAUAAGAGGACGUAUCUUUUUCAAGAUUUGGCCUCUGAGUGAUUUUGGAUUUCUCCGUGACAGCCCUAAUGGCCACAGAUUUUCUGACGAUUAGCAAGCAUUUAUUCUUUUGAUUAUUCUCUCCAAGUGAAUUUAUUAUUGCCACUGAAACCAUAUACUUACUAAUAAACUAUUUGCUACUUAGUUUUAGUCAUUUGUAAUUGUUAUAUGGAAGAAUAAACGAUACAUAUUGCAAGUGCUAUUAGUUCCAAAUAUAUGGAUAAAAAUAUAAUCCAAGAUAAGAAAUCUAAAGUUUAUGAUAGAUAUAAAAAUAUUUUUAGGGAAAAAACCUGGAUGACCACCUCACAUCUGAAUUUUUGGUUUAAUAGUUAUAAUGAAAGUAAUCUUUUCUUGA
Messenger RNA from Lontra canadensis (Northern American river otter), 920 nucleotides. It is a transcript of the gene IMMP1L, whose product is annotated as inner mitochondrial membrane peptidase subunit 1. The record is from RefSeq and is a predicted model, not a curated record. The transcript is spliced from 6 exons. The coding region runs from base 120 to 620 and encodes 166 amino acids. Gene Ontology annotation, molecular function: serine-type endopeptidase activity. Lineage: Eukaryota; Metazoa; Chordata; Mammalia; Carnivora; Mustelidae. Gene Ontology annotation, cellular component: mitochondrial inner membrane peptidase complex; membrane.